AAUCAAGCCCGGUCCAAACAGCAAAAACAAUAUACUAUUGAAAAGAAAAUCAGCAACAGGCCCAACUCCCAAGCUAGAAGAUGAGGAUUAACGCCAAACGCCGAAGGAAUUUAGCCAGGCAAGCGCCUCGUCAUGUUCCCGAUCAACACGCAACUCCCAGUGGACUGUACUGAACUGGAGCUCUCUCUUUUAUCUAUUUUCUUUUCUUAUCGUUUUAUUUAAAUAUUCCAAAUCCACACUGUAAUGAUAUGAAUAGGAUAGAAUAGUAAUCCAUGCUUAUCUGCAUUUCCUUCUUCUUCUACUAAUUGCUCUCUACUUCCACCUACCGUUUUUUUUUUCCCAUCCACCUUCCUACUACAAAAUGAUGUCGUUAUUGUCGUCAAUUCUCCGUCGAAAGCCCGCCGUGCUUCUCCAAGUACGGCUACUAUCUUCGUAUGGUCCUCCUCCCGGAACGACGUCGCAGCAGAAACGCAUUGAGAAAAUCCUGGUGGGCAACCGAGGCGAGAUAGCAUGCAGGAUCAUGAGGACAGCUAAGCGUCUAGGGAUUCGGACGGUAGCCGUUUACAGCGAUGCCGAUAAAGACUCUCUCCAUGUGAAAUCGGCCGACGAGGCGGUUCACAUCGGUCCACCUCCUGCUCGGCUCAGUUACUUGAACGGUUCUUCCAUUGUCGAGGCGGCGGUUCGGACCGGUGCACAGGCCAUCCACCCCGGUUAUGGUUUCUUAUCGGAGAGCUCUGAGUUUGCUCAACUUGUUGAAGAUAGGGGGCUUACAUUUAUUGGUCCUCCAGCGUCUGCAAUUAGAGACAUGGGUGACAAAAGUGCUUCGAAGAGAAUAAUGGGUGCGGCAGGGGUGCCAUUGGUGCCGGGAUAUCAUGGCAGCGAGCAAGAUGUUGAGAUUAUGAGGUUGGAGGCAGAUAAAAUUGGAUAUCCUAUCUUAAUAAAGCCAACCCAUGGAGGCGGAGGAAAGGGUAUGAGAAUUGUACAAAGUCCGAAUGAAUUUGUUGACUCCUUUCUUGGAGCACAACGCGAAGCUGCUGCAUCUUUUGGCAUAAACACUAUUUUGUUGGAGAAAUACAUUACUCAACCAAGACACAUAGAAGUUCAGAUAUUUGGUGACAAAUUUGGCAAUGUACUGCAUUUAUAUGAGAGAGAUUGCAGCGUUCAAAGGAGACACCAGAAGAUAAUUGAAGAAGCUCCAGCUCCUUGUGUUACUCAUGAAUUUCGCACACACUUGGGCCAGGCUGCCGUAUCUGCUGCUAAGGCAGUUGGUUAUCACAAUGCUGGCACUGUGGAGUUUAUAGUUGAUACCAAAACAGGUCAUUUUUACUUCAUGGAGAUGAACACUCGACUUCAGGUUGAGCAUCCUGUGACUGAGAUGAUUGUUGGUCAAGAUCUCGUGGAGUGGCAAAUUCGUGUUGCAAAUGGGGAGCCUCUUCCUAUAAGUCAGGAUCAGGUGCCCUUAUCAGGUCAUGCUUUUGAAGCCCGAAUCUAUGCUGAAAAUGUUCCCAAAGGAUUUCUUCCUGCAACUGGAGUUCUUCAUCAUUAUCAUCCAGUACCACCCUCUUCAACAGUUCGGGUUGAGACUGGAGUUGAACAAGGAGAUGUUGUUAGCAUGCAUUAUGAUCCUAUGAUUGCAAAGCUUGUAGUAUGGGGAGAAAACCGUGCUGCAGCACUAGUCAAAUUGAAGGAUUGCUUGUUAAAGUUUCAGGUUGCAGGGUUGCCAACUAAUAUCAAUUUCCUACAAAAGCUUGCUAACCAUAAGGCAUUUGAAGAGGGCAAUGUUGAAACGCAUUUUAUUGAGCACCAUAACGAUGACCUAUUUGUUGAUCCUAAUAAUAAAGUAAUUUAUGAGGAUGCAUAUAGUGCAGCUAGACUUGGAGCAAAGCUGGUAGCUGCUUGCCUUUGUGAAAAGGAACGUUCUGCUAUGAAAGAAAGCCAUUCUGGGGAUCCUAGCUUACUUCCUAUAUGGUAUGCUCAUCCUCCAUUCAGAGUCAAUCAUCAUGCACAGAGGACCAUGGAAUUUGAGUGGGAAAAUGAAUAUGAGAGCAGUAGUUCAAAGCCUUUGAUGCUUUCUAUCACUUAUCAUCCUGAUGGGAACUAUUUUAUUCAGCAUCAACAGAUUGGAGAAAAUGGUGUCCACAUAUUGGAAGUCAAAGCAUCAAAUCUGGGCAAUGAUAAUUUUAUAGUUGAGUCUGAUGGUUUAACCAUGAAUGUUAGUUUAGCUGUUUAUACCAAGGGUCAGAUCAAACACAUACAUAUAUGGCAUGGGCCGCACCACCAUCAUUUCAGACAGAAACUAGGCCUUGACCUGUCUGAUGAAAAUGAAACACAGCAUAAGACGAGUUUCGAGACCACAAGCCACCCUCCUGGGACUGUAGUGGCACCCAUGGCUGGUUUAGUGGUCAAGGUUCUGGUAGAGGAUGGGGCGAAGGUGGAAGCAGGACAAGCUGUAUUGGUCCUUGAAGCCAUGAAGAUGGAGCAUGUGGUAAAAGCAACAUCUGGUGGUGUUGUUGAAGGGCUUAAAGUCGGUGCUGGUCAGCAGGUUUCAGAUGGUAGUGUUCUCUUCAGAAUCAAGGCCCAGGAAUGAAUGGAAAAAUUCAUCUUGAAUUUUGGCUUUUCGGGACAAUAUCGUGCCUAAGCAAAUAAAUCUCCUCAGCUACUAAUGGCAGGGAAAAUAAGUCAUUGUAAGUAUCUGCGACUCCUUACAAACAUAAAAAAAGAAAAGAAAAGAAGAAAGCAAAUAGAGAAAAGAGAAUGUUAGGGAAACAUCCCAUAUCCUCAUUAUACAUGCAGAAACCUCUUGCAAGAUGUGAAACAACAUUUGAUCUGGAAAAAUAAAUGUAUACUCAUAUCUGCAGAAGUUGCCUCUGCAAAUUGGCAUUUUCGCCUUUAUAUGCUUUUACAAUGAAUUUUUUCUGCCAUUUGGGAAUGGAAA
Molecule: messenger RNA, 2935 nt
Organism: Gossypium arboreum
Lineage: Eukaryota; Viridiplantae; Streptophyta; Magnoliopsida; Malvales; Malvaceae
Product: methylcrotonoyl-CoA carboxylase subunit alpha, mitochondrial
Exons: 16
Coding region: 362-2587 (741 amino acids)
Cellular component (GO): mitochondrion
Molecular function (GO): ATP binding; metal ion binding; methylcrotonoyl-CoA carboxylase activity
Source: RefSeq, a predicted model, not a curated record